AUGAAGCAGUCUGUCUACUCUGAGACCGAAAAGGACUCGGUUUCUUCGAGUCCUGACCUCACACCAACACCAUCAUCAUGGUCAGAGAAGAGCAUACGCGAAUCCCACGAAGACGCAUUCGAGCCAGAAACAGACUUGGAAAGAACAACGACAAACGUUCUCAACAGAAUCGCAUCGCAUGUAACAACACAUUCCCUCGCCGAACCUGGUCCACCACCCGAUGGCGGUUUCAAGGCAUGGCUACAAUGCGGAAUGGCCUGGCUUGUCGUCUUCACGACCUGGGGCUUUGUCAACUCUUUCGGAACCUUCCAAGCAUACUAUACCCAGAAUCUCAAUGAGAGCGCAUCGACAAUCUCAUGGAUUGGAUCAAUUCAAGUCUGGGUUCUCUUCUUCGUCGCAACAUUUGCCGGUCGUGCAAUGGAUGCUGGAUACUUCAGACCUUGCUUUGCUCUAGGAACUGUGUUGCAGCUCAUCGGCAUCUUCAUGACAUCCAUCUCAACAAAGUACUGGCAACUGUUCCUCGCGCAAGGUGUGUGUACUGGUCUUGGCUCUGGAAUCUUGUUCACUCCUUCCAUGGCACUUCUCAGCACCUACUUCUCAACACACAAAGGUCUUGCAGUGGCGCUGGCUACCACUGGUAACUCGGCCGGUGGAGCUCUGUAUCCAUUGAUGGCCCGCCAACUCCUACCUCAGAUCGGCUUCGGCUGGACUCUUCGUGUCCUGGGCCUGAUCAACCUCGUCUGCCUCUGCACCGCCGGACUAGCCAUGAAGCCCAGACUCCCACCUCGCAAAUCCGGCCCCCUCGUCGACCUCUCUGCCUUCAAGGAAGUCGAAUACAUGCUCUUCAGCAUCGGCAUGUGCUUCCACAUGGCAUCCCUCUACUUUACAAACUACUACAUUGCAUCCUACGGCCGCGACAUGCUCGGCUUCUCCUACUCCAACUCAGUUAUCCUCCUCAUAAUCCUAAACGGUGUCGGCAUCCCCGCCCGCGUUCUAGCCGGCCACCUCGCAGACCGCUACCUCGGCGCCCUCAACACCCUAAUCCCCGUCCUACUCUUCGUAAACGUCCUCGCUUUCUGCUGGAUGGGUGUAAACUCACAAAACUCGCUCUACAUCUUUGUGUCCUUUUACGGCCUUGGUCUCGCAGCUUUCCAAUCUCUCAUCCCCACCACUGUUGCUAGAAUGACCAAAGAUAUCAGUAAAGUGGGCACCAGAAUGGGCAUGGUGUUUACAUUCUUGUCAUUUGCUUCUUUGGUGGGACCGCCUAUUGGUGGUGCUUUGCUUUCUGCUGAUGCGGGGGGUUAUCUUUAUGCUCAGGCUUGGUCGGGUGCUUCUGCUGCUGUUGGCACUUCGUUGGUUGUGGCGGCGAGGAUCUAUGCUUUUGGGUGGAAGUUGAAGGUCAAGUGCUGA
Messenger RNA from Aureobasidium subglaciale EXF-2481, 1410 nucleotides. RefSeq lists its product as uncharacterized. The transcript has a single exon. Gene Ontology annotation, cellular component: fungal-type vacuole membrane. Bases 1 to 1410 code for a protein of 469 amino acids. The record is from RefSeq and is a predicted model, not a curated record. Gene Ontology annotation, biological process: transmembrane transport. Gene Ontology annotation, molecular function: transmembrane transporter activity. NCBI's taxonomy places the organism in Eukaryota, Fungi, Ascomycota, Dothideomycetes, Dothideales, Saccotheciaceae.